GGGAAACGCGAAGCAACUGUGAGAGCGGGAGGAACCAGCGCAGCCAUUAGAGCAGGGAGGGCUCGGAGCCGCCUGUCAGCGCGGCGCUAACACACGGCUGGGAGCAGCGGGAGAGCUCCUUCCUCAUGCAGAGCCGCUUCCACGGCGGGACCGAGCACUGAUUCCUCACGGAAUAACAGGCAUCUGGGCAAUGGGAGCUGUGAGAAGCACAAGGGAGCUGUGAGAAGCACAAGCAGGGAGCUGUGAGAAGCACAAGGGAGCUGUGAGAAGCACAAGGGAGCUGUGAGAAGCCAAGCAGGGCAGCACAGCGACCCCGGCCCUCCCGGACAGCCACACUCCCACAGCCGCCCCCGCUCCGCUGCAGGUCGGUUUGAACGGGCCCCGCUCGCUCUCAGCCAACGGGCGGCGCGCUGGGCGCUGACGUCACGGGCGGCGGGAGCGGGGCGCAGUGCUGCCGGCCGGCCCGAGCCCGGCACCCGCGUAUGAGCGCGGCGCCCAGGAAGAUGAGGGAAACUAUGCCCCAGACGCCAAUAUUUUCCAGCAUGCUUGGCUCCAGCUGUAGUGGACAAGUGCAGCCUGAUAUGGGAGAGAGAUGCGUGGACCCCGUUUAUCAGGAUGGGAACAUUGUUUCUGGAUCACUGGAGGCCUUGAUAGAGCGCCUGGUACCCACCAUGGACUAUUAUCCAGAUAGAACUUACAUCUUCACUUUCCUGUUGAGCUCCCGAGUCUUCAUUCACCCACAUGAGCUCCUGGCUAAAGUGGGACAGAUCUGCAUUAAACAGAAGCAGCAGCUGGAAGCCGGGACAGAGGCAGAAAAGGCAAAGCUGAAGUCCUUCGCUGCCAAAAUCAUCCAGCUCCUGAAGGAAUGGACUGAAACUUUCCCCUAUGAUUUCCAAGAUGAAAAAUCCAUGAAGGAGUUGAAGGAGAUUGCUCACAGGAUCACACAGUGUGAUGAGGAAAAUGGCACGGUGAAAAAGAUCAUUAGCCAGAUGACACAGAAUCUCCUGAUGGCUCUCUCUGCACGGAGCCAGUACCAGGAAAUAAAAGAGAAAUUCCGGCAACCUGCUACUGACAAAGGAACCAUCCUCAAAACCAAGCCACAGUCUACUCAGAAGGACAUCCUGAGUGUGUGCUGCGACCCUCUGAUCUUGGCACAGCAGCUAACCCAUAUUGAACUGGAACGAGUGAGCAACAUUUACCCGGAGGAUCUGAUGCAGAUUGUCAGCCACAUGGACUCCCUGGAUAAUCACAAGUGCCGAGGCGACGUUACCAAAACCUACAAUUUGGAGGCCUAUGACAACUGGUUCAAUUGUCUUAGCAUGCUGGUGGCCACAGAGAUUUGCAGGGUUGUAAAGAAAAAACAGCGUACCAGAAUGGUGGAAUUUUUCAUCGAUGUGGCCAGAGAGUGCUUCAACAUUGGAAACUUCAACUCAAUGAUGGCCAUUAUCUCUGGCAUGAACUUGAGUCCCGUGGCACGGCUAAAGAAAACUUGGUCCAAGGUCAAAACUGCCAAAUUCGAUGUGUUAGAGCAUCAUAUGGAUCCAUCCAGCAACUUCUGUAACUACCGCACAGCCCUGCAAGGAGCAGCACAGCGAUCUCAGACUGCCAACAGCAAUCGAGAGAAAAUCGUCAUCCCAGUUUUCAACCUCUUCAUUAAAGAUAUCUACUUCCUGCACAAAAUACAUACAAACCGCUUGCCCAAUGGGCAGAUCAACUUCAAGAAAUUCUGGGAAAUCUCAAGACAGAUUCAUGAUUUCCUGACGUGGAAGCAGGUCGAGUGUCCUUUUGAGAAGGACAAGAAGAUCCAGAGUUAUCUGCUCACCGCACCCAUUUACAGUGAAGAAGCUCUGUUUAUUGCAUCCUUUGAAAGUGAAGGUCCAGAAAACCACAUGGAAAAAGACAGCUGGAAAACACUCAGGACAACUCUGCUUAACAGGGCCUGAGAUUUUUUGGAUCCGAUCUGCAGUCUUCGAAGCACACAGAAUGAAUGUGUUUUUACAACCUGAAAGACUCGGACUGAGUUAAGAUGACCUCACUGGUUGAGGUCUGUUUUGUAUAUACAGUACCUUUUAUGAAUCAAAAUGCGGUAAAUAUUUCACAUGUCAACCUUAAGGCACUUAAGUGAAGGGUUUUGUUUUUGUUUUUUUAUUUAAAAAUAGAAAUAAAAAGGGCAGGGCCCUGUUCUCAGAGACGAAGCGUAUCACGGGAGGUGGGAUCCUUGGGGAGAUCUUAUUCUAUCAGCAUCCAAAUUGUUAUUUUUUAUUACUUCCUCCAAAAUCAAACAAAAGUUCUAACACACAUCUCAGCUACAGCCACUGUUAAAUACUCCACUGGACCAAUAGCCUGCACAACACUCAAAAUGUCUACCUGUGGUUUCAUUCCCAUCGGCGAGAGCGAUCGUACGUACGAGUGUUUGUAGGGUCAAGGCCUUAGACAUCUGCAGUGAGCCUGUUCCUCUCCUACAUCGGAAAUAGUGCCUUACAAGGUACUGACGUUGUGUAGUGUACCUUCUAUCACGCUGGAUUGGAAGCAAGGAAAAUAAAAAUAUGGAUGUCUCAAAACCAGCCACAAAGUACUUUAUAAAUGAAACGAAGAACACGACAUGUGAGGUCGAGCAUACCUGCCUGUGACACUGAUGGUGCAGCAAACCUAUUUUUGUUACGCGAUUUAAGGAGCAGAUGGGGUAACCACUGAGGGUUAUGUGUGCAUGCCUGACUACGCACACGUUUUAAUAAUUCUGGGAACUAUCCUUCCAAUUCUGAUUGCCAGAAUAGAUUGUUUCCUUUGUAAAAAUCAGGGAUUUCUUCCUAAUUUUUUCCUUUUUUUUUUUUUUUUUUUUCCUUUGAAGAGAAGGAUGUCUAACCUAGAUUAUCUCUGCAAAACAGGUUCUAUACGUAUUUCUGCCAACAGUUGACAGAAAAAAAUAUCAUUGUGCACAAAAUAAAGGAGAGGGAAGUGAACUCAGAUGUCCAACUAAGGCUAAAAUUGCCAAAGAAGGUCAAAAGCUCAUCUCUGCUGACUUGGGCGUUUAAACCCCUUUGUUCCUUUGUAAAUUCUAGUCUGAACUUCAAGACCAAAGCAAAGACCGAUGUAAAGCAUCAACUUGUUCUAGUAUUUUGCAAGCCACGACAGUCUGGGGCAGGACCCACUGAAACCUGUAGGAAAACAAUAUAAGGAACUAAUGAAGCCUUUGAGUCUAGGUCAAGCUUAGAGAUGAUCUGUAAACCCACUGAUAGAAGUAACGCCCAUCAUGUCCCAACUUCUCCUUUUCACCCUGAGUUUAUAUCUAUAUACACCUAUUUAUCUACCCAAAUGCGCAUAGCAGAAGCUUAAGACUAAGCUACACAUCUCAAUCUUUCUUUCUCCCCAGUGUCAAGAUAAGAAAGAAAAAAAAAAAAAAAAAAGAAAAUAGGCUCAGAUUGAAAACUUAAUCAAUGAUUACCUAUGAAUAUUUACUAUCCUUUCCAGUAACUGUUCUCAUGAAGCAUGUGGGCCAGGUAUUCUUCAAUGAUGACUGAGCUGGGCUGUCAUAUUCAGCAUUUUCUCUCUUCAAAAUCCCUUUUCAAGUGCUGUUGGUCACAGCCUUCUCUCACCAAUCAUCACAGACCAUCAUCUGCACCACUUCGUUUAGAAAUGGUCAAUUUUGAGUAGUUUCUUUGUAUCCUACUCUGCUCUGUGUUGAAACGGGGACAAGACUUGCCAGACCCAGGGUCAGGUUUAUCCCAGUCCAGUUGCCUCUUCUUGCUGAGUGCCUACAGCCUUGAGCAGUGCCGGUUUCACGCAGCAUCAGCACACACAACAGAAAAGGUUUGUGGUGUUGGCCCUGCCGCAGAGCGAAACAUUCAAGAGCCUUCCCUCUCUCUCCCUGUUCUCCCUCCUGCCCCUCGCUAAAUUCUUCGAAUCACAGCAGUGAGUUGGGGUAAUAGGAGAGAGAAAUUUUGCUAUUCCUGUAGCAUUGAAAUCAAAGAGGAACAAAAGCAAGUGAUGCCUUGAAGAAGUAGGAAAUAGUACAACAACUGUUGCCAGGAACAGCCUAGAAAAGGAGAAGGGAUAAAUUCUUAUGAUCUGCUGCUAUUUUUCCCGUGCUGAAGAGUACUGACCUUCAGUCCUGGACUAGAGUAAGAAUAUUUAUACUGUAUUAUUACAGUGUUUUGCACUUUCAGAGAUGUUCUAGCUAGUAACAUUGUUGGACACUAUAAAAGGGAUUGUAUAUCAGCUUUGUUUAUGUAACUGAGAUUUAAAAAAGGGAUGCUUAAAAAUUUAAGAAAAAAAUUAUAUAUAUAUAUUUGAAAUGCAAUUUUAAAACACUUCCUGUAAAUGUAUUAAGAAAAAAAAGAAGCUUUCACAUGAAUGUGCACUUCACUGGUCAAUCAGUCCUAGUAUAUACUUGAAAUCAAUGCAGUAUCCACAUUGGCUCCUCUUUCUUUUUCUGCCCUCAGUUUGAUACAUUCCUUAAAUACUGUGUUUUGCUAUUCUGAGCUGAAAUGCUAAAUAUAAAGCUGUACCAUAAAGCAGGAUAUUCUGUGUUUGACUGGAUGUGCUUGCAUUAAUAAAAAAGAGUUGCUUCAACCAGA
Messenger RNA from Coturnix japonica (Japanese quail), 4574 nucleotides. It is a transcript of the gene RASGEF1A, whose product is annotated as RasGEF domain family member 1A. Gene Ontology annotation, molecular function: guanyl-nucleotide exchange factor activity. Gene Ontology annotation, cellular component: plasma membrane. The record is from RefSeq and is a predicted model, not a curated record. Gene Ontology annotation, biological process: Ras protein signal transduction. NCBI's taxonomy places the organism in Eukaryota, Metazoa, Chordata, Aves, Galliformes, Phasianidae.